AUGAAGUCAAUCUUUUUGAUCAUGCUGGUGAUGCUACUGACGCCAGCUGCCACAUUUGACAGUGAUAACACCAACAGGCUCGACAAAGCUGGAGCCAUUACUAAGCCAGGAUGCAAGAGCAAGUGCGGCAACUUAAUCGUGCCAUAUCCAUUUGGUAUAGGACUAGGCUCCGGUUGCUCUACAGACAACUCAUUGUCUAGUUGGUUUGAUGUUAACUGCGACACUUCUUUUGACCCUCCCAGGGCUUUCUUGGGUACUACAAAUAUUCAAAUUUAUAAAAUAUCGGAGUCUCAUAUGCACAUUGCCACUUCCAUUGUUUCCAAGUGUUACGGUCCAACUGGUGAUUUAACCGCUCUAACAUCAAUCUAUAUUGAUCUCAAAACUAGUCCAUACACUUUUUCAAAUCUAAACACUUUUACAGUAAUUGGUUGUGAUGAUCCAGCAAUGAUGGUAGGACCUGAUGAGAAGCUUUAUGGUUUCAGUUGUGUUUCCGUGUGCCCCCAAGAUAAUGCUUAUGAUUGUUCCGGAAAUGGUUGUUGUCAAAUACAAUUAUCAAAAGGUCUACAGUACUAUCGGGCUGAAUUUGAUUCAGGAAACCAUACUGAGGCUAUGUCAUUUGAUCAUUGUAGUUAUGCUUUUUUAGGUGAAAAGGCUAGUUUUAAGUUUUUUGGGGCUUCAGAUCUCUCUGAUCCCACCUUCUUGAAUAGAACAGUGGAGAGUGUUCCAAUACUACUUGACUGGGUCAUCAGAAACCAAAGCUGCAGUGAAACUCAAAAGUCGAACACUAGUAAAUGUCAGUCCAAUGCAUUCUGUGUAGAUUCAGACAGUGGUCGUGGAGGGUAUACUUGUAGUUGCAACCAGGGUUUUGAGGGUAAUCCGUAUCUAAGUCCUGGCUGCCAAGAUAUGGAUGAAUGUGCUGACCCAAACAAAAAUGUGUGCGAGGAAAUUUGCAUCAACACUCUAGGGAGUUAUAAAUGUUCUUGUCCCCAUGGAUACUACGGGGAUGGCAAGAAAAAUAGCCAAGGUUGCAUUGCCAAGACUUCAGAAUUUCCUGUAAUCAAGUUCGGUCUAGGCAUUGGAUUUGGUUUUCUGGCAAUAAUGAUGGGAACAGGUAUUUUAUAUAUCACCAUUAAAAGGAGGAAACUCAUAAAGCAGAGGGAAAGGUUCUUUCGAAAAAAUGGUGGUGUGUUACUAGCACAACAAAUGGCUUCAAGUAGCAGAGGUGUCGAGUCGUCCACAAAGAUUUUCACAGUUGAAGAAUUGGAGAAAGCUACUAAUAACUACGCUGCUGAUAAGAUUGUUGGACGUGGUGGUUUUGGCAUGGUGUACAAAGGGGUUUUGCCUGAUGAUCGCGUGGUUGCGGUCAAGAAGGCAAGGAUAGUGGAUGAGAAGCAAGUAGGGCAGUUCAUUAAUGAGGUUGUAAUUCUCUCUCAGGUGAAUCACAGACAUGUGGUGAAACUCUUAGGUUGCUGCUUGGAGAAUGAAAUUCCGCUUUUAGUGUAUGAAUUUGUACCGAAUGGUACCUUAUUCCACCACAUUCAUAAUAAUAGAGGACUCGAGUGGCUAUCACUUGAAAAUCGUCUGAGAAUAGCCACAGAAUCUGCGGGUGCACUUGCAUACCUUCACGGUGCAGCUUCCAUUCCUGUUAUCCACAGAGAUGUGAAGUCUACCAACAUUUUGUUGGAUGAAAAUUAUGUCUCAAAGAUUUCAGAUUUUGGAGCUUCAAGGCUAGUACCCAUAGACCAAACACAAGUCACGACGUUAGUUCAGGGGACACUAGGCUACCUGGAUCCUGAGUACCUACAUACAAGUAGGUUGACACCUAAAAGCGAUGUUUAUAGCUUUGGUGUGGUUCUUGCUGAGCUUCUAACCGGGAGAAUGCCGCUUUUAUUGGAAAGUGAAGAGGACAAAACCCUAGCCACCCAAUUUGUGAUGGCAGCUCAAGAAAAUCAGUUGUUUCACAUUCUUGAGCCACGAGUCAUGAGGGAAGGGAGCUCAGAACAGCUAAAAGCAGCUGGCGAACUUGUGAGGCGAUGUCUUAGCUUGAAUGGGGAGAAAAGGCCUACAAUGUAUGAAGUGGCAGUUGAACUAGAAGUUAUAAGAAAUAAUGGCAAAUAAUCUUGCAUGUCCUGAUAAAAAUCGAUGAAAAAAAGAUCCUGAUGA
This is a messenger RNA of Daucus carota subsp. sativus, 2163 nucleotides long. Its product is annotated as wall-associated receptor kinase 2. Gene Ontology annotation, cellular component: plasma membrane. Gene Ontology annotation, biological process: cell surface receptor signaling pathway; protein phosphorylation. Lineage: Eukaryota; Viridiplantae; Streptophyta; Magnoliopsida; Apiales; Apiaceae. The transcript is spliced from 3 exons. The coding region runs from base 1 to 2118 and encodes 705 amino acids. Gene Ontology annotation, molecular function: protein serine/threonine kinase activity; ATP binding; polysaccharide binding. The record is from RefSeq and is a predicted model, not a curated record.